UAAAGAAGAAAUUUUCUUUCGGUAUUUUUGAUAAAGUAUUAAUUUUAUGUUUUUAAAUAAUAUUGUAAGAAAUCCCAGAAUAGCAUCGGUAGAAGAAUGCCACAAGAGUUACAAGUUUUAAAGUGCUUUUCAUGUGAUACAUUUCAGGUUCAAAUUGUUAAAAAAAUUCCCAAGUGGAUAUGUAAAUUGUGUGGUGAGAAACAAUCUACGAUAAAAAUUUACUUUAAAGGAUCUGGGAAAGAUUGCCGAACAUACGUGCAAAACCUGAAUAAACAAAGAAUUGAAAAAAGUCAAACCCAGUUAAACUUGCAAGUACAAGAUGAUAUUAUGUUUUCUUUUAUUCAUGAUAGUUCCUUAAGUGACAAACAGUAUACAGAUAAAACUAAAAGUAAUUGGACAGAGUUUUUAACAGACCAAAUGGAUAGUGAAUGCAGUGAUAACCAUUCUAUCAAAAAGGAAGGUGGGGGUAGUAAGAGACGUAAAAUAAAUGAAAAAAUAUUUGUAUGUGAUGAAGAAAUGAUUUCUGAAACAUGUACUGUUGCUGCUGAAAUUGAAGGAGCCAUCCAGAACUCUUAUAUUACUGAUAUUAAUAAUUCUGUUACUAAUAUUAAUAGCAAAAAAAGUUCUUGGACAAAAUUUUGUACUUAUGAGUAGGUAACACUGGUUUUUUUUUCUUGAUAAUAUGUUCGUGAAGGUAUUAUUAAAAUUGAAUAUUUUUGUAAGGCAUAACCAAAGUACAUUUAUAUUUUUUUAUUGUGUUUUAAUCAGGAUAACUGACACAAUGUAGUAUGGAUAAACACAGCAACAAUAUUUUAAAUAAGUCUUCACAUCACAUGUAUUUCAAACUGAUUCAAUAAAAAAAUACGUCAUUGUAA
This is a messenger RNA of Agrilus planipennis (emerald ash borer), 875 nucleotides long. Its product is annotated as MRN complex-interacting protein. The record is from RefSeq and is a predicted model, not a curated record. Gene Ontology annotation, cellular component: nucleus. NCBI's taxonomy places the organism in Eukaryota, Metazoa, Arthropoda, Insecta, Coleoptera, Buprestidae. Gene Ontology annotation, molecular function: chromatin binding. The transcript has 3 exons. Bases 97 to 654 code for a protein of 185 amino acids. Gene Ontology annotation, biological process: mitotic G2 DNA damage checkpoint signaling.